Molecule: messenger RNA, 6899 nt
Organism: Ceratotherium simum simum (southern white rhinoceros)
Lineage: Eukaryota; Metazoa; Chordata; Mammalia; Perissodactyla; Rhinocerotidae
Gene: AKAP11
Product: A-kinase anchoring protein 11
Biological process (GO): intracellular protein localization
Cellular component (GO): cytoplasm
Molecular function (GO): protein kinase A binding
Source: RefSeq, a predicted model, not a curated record
UGGGGUGGCGGCAGGGUGUGGGGCGGCGAUUGAUGGGGCGGCCCAGCUCGGGCGCCCCAGCCCCUGCGCCUGCCCGCAGUCCCUGCUCUGACUUCGGGGCUGCUCAAAGCUGCGCCUUCGCUCGGCGGUGGGAGGAGGAGCGGGGCGGAGGGAGGAAGCCCAAGGCACUGGGCCGGGGGGAGGGGAGUGUCUUCGGGCCCGAGAGGGGUCUUUCUGGAGUCCGAAGUGUGGCGUUGGGGCUGCAGCCCUUGAAUGACAAGCUCAGUUUCUGGCCCCCGAGUGGGCUUCAGAGCCGGGUCCUCUCGGUGUUCUAUGGAUUAACUCUUCAUUGAUUAUAUACAACAGCAAUAUAGUUAUGGCGACUUUCCAGACUUUCAGAAACAGUCACGUGAAGACUAGAGCAUCUGUCAGAAAAAGCUUCAGUGAAGACGUGUUCGAGUCUGUAAAGUCUUUAUUACAGAGUGAGAAGGAACUAUGCAGUAUAUCAGCAGAGGACUGCUUAAAGCAGGAUGAACAUGCCAAUUUGACUGAGGUCACAUUUCUAGGUUUUAAUGAAGAAACAGAUGCUGCUCGUAUACAGGAUUUAGCUGCAAUUUCUUUGGAACUUCCAGAUCUUCUGAAUUCACUGCACUUCUGUAGUCUAAAUGAAAAUGAAAUUAUUUGUAUGAAGGAUAUAAAUAAAUCAACAGAUAUAAACAAUGGUCCUCUAAAUCAGAGUCAUCAUUCUGGAAUGCUUUGUGUCAUGAGAGUGUCACCUACAUUACCAAGACUCAGAAUUGAUUUUAUCUUUAGUCUCCUAAGUAAAUAUGCUACUGGUAUAAGAUACACCCUGGACACGUGCUUGCAUCAGAAGCAUCAACUUGAGACCACUAAUGAAGAUGAUGACGAUACUAACCAGUCCGUGUCUUCCAUAGAGGAUGACUUUGUCACUGCUUUUGAGCACUUAGACGAAGAAGAGACUUCAAAGCCAUAUAAUGAUGGAAUAAACAUUACUGCGCUAAGGAGCCAGUGUGAUGCAGCGUCCCAGACUAUUUCUGGUCACCAUUUAGAAACCCAUGAUUUAAGGAUUCUGGUUAGCUCUGCUCCACAGAAGUCAUUGGCUAAACCUUCAACUUCCUUUAUAAAUAUUCUGGGACAUAAAGACCUACCUUCUGUGAAAACUUCAGUUACAACAUCAAUUUCUGAGCCUUGGAUCCAAAGGAGUUUCUAUAGGUCAUCUAAUGCUGCAGACAAAGGUAGUGAUACACAGAAAACGUUUUUGUCUUCUUCUCCUGCCUACUCGUCUGAAUCAGAAUGCUCAAGUCCAAGUCCUGUUAUUUUCUUGGAUGAAGAGGGAUAUCAAAAAAGUUUAAAAGCCAAACUUGAGUUACCUAAAAUUCCUAUGAUGAAAGAUGAUAUAGAGGAUUCAGACUCAGAAGUAAGUGAAUUUUUUGAUAGUUUUGAUCAGUUUGAUGAACUAGAACAAAUUUCAGAGACUUCUUGUCCAUUUCUGAAAGAUCCUGUCAUAGGGAAGCCAUCGCAAAAGAAAGGGCACAAACAUGAGAAAUCUUGUUCUGUAACCACUACUAUGAAUCCUCAAAAAUUCAAGUUUGAUCGUCCGGCUCUCCCAGCUAAUGUUAGGAAGCCGACUCCUCGUAAACCAGAAUCCCCUUACAGUAACCUGUGCGAUGCUCCAGAUUCUCCUCGCCCAGUGAAGGCAUCGGGGGAAGAAAGUGGCUUGUUUAGCCCUAUUCGAUCCUCUGCUUUUAGUCCUCUUGGAGGCUGUACUCCUGCUGAAUGUUUUUGCCAAACAGAUAUUGGUGGAGAGAGGAUUCAUGAAAAUCAUGGUUCUGUUUAUUACACCUUUGAAGAUUAUGCAGAUAGCAUUUCAUGUGAAGUACUGGGCUCGGUUCUUCAUACCCGACAUACUAAUGCAACAUCAAACAGUAAUAGUAUUAAAAAGGGAGAACAUAAAACUGUGGCUCUUAAGCAUGGAAGCCUUGAUCAAAAAAGUAAAUCUAAAAAUAAAUCGUUAAUGAUUAAAAAUAGCAUUCAGAAGUUUGCAGCAGAUCUUGUGGAAAAAAGUUUUGUCAGCGCAUUUAAAGACUUACAGAAAGGAGUCUCUUCAUGUACCAAUGCAUUGUGCCACUUAGCCGUCAAAUUAACAUCAUCCGUUUUUCAGAUGGCAUUCAAUGAACUGAGAAGGCAGCGUGCAUUUUCACUGAAAGAACAUGCCAUUAGUGGUCUGGCUAAUUUUUUGGUGAGUGAAGCUUUAUCAAAUGCUUUAAGAGAUUUACAGUAUGUAAAGAAGCAGAUAUUUACAAACACCGUCACUAGGUUUGCUGCAGAUCUUGCUGAAGAGCUUGUUUUUGAGGGCAUCAUGGAAGUAUGCCAGUUUUCAUGUCCUCCAACACCUGCAUCUCCACAGUGUUGGUCAUUUGACUAUGAAGACAAAGUAGUGAAGUCAUAUGCAAAAGAUUUGUCUGAAUCUGUACUACAGGAAGCCUUCAUUGAGCUGUCACAAGUUGAUGUCACCUUCACAGCAAAGGCAGCAGUUAGUGUUUCCACAGAUAACGUAAAGAGUGUGAGUGCAGAAAAUAUAGUGCCAUCAACACAGACCUCCACAUUUUCCCCUCCUUGUAACAAUCAAACAGUUAUGAUGACAAAACCAAUGCAGGAAUAUAAAAAGGAGUACACUGUACAGCAGGCCUUGUUUUGUACUUCUGGAAUUAUUACUUCUAUACCAGUGCCCUUGGCAGGAAGUGCCCUUCUCCCAUAUCAUAUUUCAUCUAAUAUCUAUCAGGCAAAGUCUCAUCUGUCGUCUGAUAAUAGUAAUUCAGAUAGUGAUUCUACCCAAGAACGUGUUACCACAAAAAACAAAGAAGAGGAAGUUGCUUGUCUCAGAAAUAUUUGUUUACCUUCAGAACACAAUCCCAAUAACCAGAAUGACUUUAAACCAACUAAUAAUGAUAUUGAAGUGCAAAGCUCUUCAAAAUUAACAAGUGAUCCUGUGAUGAUUAAUAAUUUUUCUGCAGCAGUGGUGCAUAUGAUAGUAAAUGAAACUUUAGAGUCAAUGACGUCAUUCAAAGUUACAAAAACAGGUGAACACACAGAUUAUUUAACUAAAGCAGUAAAAGGAAACACCCCUCCUUUUCCCUGUGAUCAAGCAACACAGCAACAGAGUGAAGCUAGCAAUAAGGACAUGUUUGCUGAUCGAUUAUCUAAAUCUAUUAUUAAACAGUCCGUAGAUAAAAGCAAAUCUGUGAUCCCAAAUGUAGAUAAAAAUGUGGUACACAAGGAAGGCUUACCUGUUCCUGGAGAAGAGUCACAGUUGACCCUGGAAAAGUUCCCCAGAUGUCUUGAUGCUCAGGAUCACUUAACUCAUGGUUCUCUUUCAGUUGGAAAGGAUUAUGUUGCAGAAUGUAGAGGUUCUACAGCUCAUGGAUUUUCUUUAGAGACACUACCACCUUGUCCAACUAUGGCAGGUCAGAAACCAGAUUUGAAGGAAGCUGCUAAGGAUAGAUCAGUGAAAAAGCAUAAUUUGAAUAAUACAGCACUUGAGCCCUUGUCUUUUGGGCAAGAAAACCCUUUUUCCCAUUCACAUACUUUCUCAUCCACAGCGCUUACGUGUGUAGAUGGUUUUCACGUGGAAGAUAAACAGAAAAUCCGAGAUGGAAAUGUAAUACCUGAUACUCCUCCAUCAACUCCUCUAGUACCAUCCCAGGCUGGUUCCAAUUGGGAUAUCAAGAAGUUAACCAAAAAGCUCAAGGGGGAAUUAGCAAAGGAAUUUGCACCUGCUACACCACCUUCUACACCUCACAACUCAUCCAUUGGUAGUUUGUCUGAAAAUGAACAAAAUACUAUAGAAAAAGAAGAGUUCAUGUUGAAACUCAUGCGAUCUCUUUCAGAAGAAGUUGAAAGUAGUGAAGGUGAAGAGCAUCCAGAAGUGGAUGUGAAGCCAGAGCGCUCAGGGAAGAAAGUUCAGUUCGCAGAAGCAUUAGCUACACACAUCAUUUCUCUUGCAACUGAAAUGGCAGCCUCCCAUUUAGAUAAUAAAAUAAUUCAAGAACCCAAGAUUAAAAGCCCUUGCUUAAGUGUGCAAAGCCAAAGAGGUGUAUCACCUACUUUUUUCAAUUGCUCAGAUGAAAAUUUACAAACAUUAUGUAAUUUUGCAGGUGAUGUGGCAGCAGAAGUCAUGACAGAAGCUGAGAAGAUAGCAAAAGUUAGAAGUUGUACGUUUUUCAGGCAAAAGAAGAACAGUUAUCUUGAUGGUGACCGAGAUUAUAGAUCAGAAGAGAAGUUGGAUACAGAGGCUGUAGCACACCCAAGAGAAGUAGAACCGUUUAUUCUUUCAUUACCACCAAGUUCUUGUAUGUCGGGUCUGACAUAUAAGUAUCCCAGCUGUGAAAGUGUGACAGAUGAAUAUGCGGGUCACGUCAUCCAAAUACUAAAGCAGGAAGGUGGUAGUAGUGAGUUAAUAAUGGAUCAGUAUGCCAAUAGACUUGCUUAUCGAUCUGUUAAAUCAGGAUUACAAGAAGCAGCUAAGACAGCCGGAAUGAAGUGCAACUCAAAAACGUUUCCCGUGCAAAGCUCACAGGUGAAAACCAACAGUGAACUGUUAAUGUUCUUGAAUAAAGAACACCGCCAAGAAGAUAAAAAAAGACCAAGUAAAAGAAGUGGAGGUUACUUUUGUAAAAAUCAAACUUGUGAAUGGACACGAGAUACAUAUAGAAAUGAGUGCUCUGAACUGUAUAGUUUUUCAGCCUCUCUUGCUCACAGCAUAACAAGAGAUGUUAAAAAAGAGCUGACAGCAUCUACAGUUGGCUUGCCAAAAUCCUUAACAGAUUCUUGCCUUUAUGAAAAAUCUGAAUGUGAUGAAGAUACCGAGUCUUACAUUGAGCCAGAAUUUCCUAAGUCUCUUCUGCCUUCCUUGCAAAAUCACAGAUUUUACCACAGUACAGGCAGCGUAAAUGGGUAUGGUUACGGAGAGAAUGUUGUUCAAGCUAUAGAACAGUAUGCUAAAAAAGUAGUGGAUGACACUUUAGAGCUAAGUUUAGGAUCCGCAGUUUUCUGUAUGUCUGAGACCACAAAAGCAGCAGAUAGGAUCACAUAUGCAGAAAAGUUGUCACCUCUUAUAAAUCAAACUUGCAGAUAUUGUGACCGUAAUGAACUCCACAACUGCACUGGAAAUGCGUCUGAACACUUUCUCAGACAGGAUUCACACGCUAGUAGUAAGCCAGUUUCUAAUUCAAAAUUGAGUAACAUCUAUCAGAAAUCUAGAAUUUUUCAUCUUGAUGUCCCUCAAAUUCAUGUUGAUCUUGAUAAGAAGACAGUGCUUGCUGAGAAGAUAGUUACUGAAGCUAUUAAAAAAGCAGAGAGAGAGCUGAGCAAUGCCAGUUUGGCAGCUGAUAGCGGAAUUGGACAAGAUGGCAUUAGCUUUGCUGAAAGCCUUACCACAGAAAUAAUGACCUCAGUCACGACCAAUGUUGGACCUGUUGUUAGCAGUCCAAAAGAAAUAGAAGACUUGCAGUCAACUGAGUCUUUUGGUAGCCAGCAGAUGAAUCUCAGUAUUGGUGAUGACAGCACUGGUAGCUGGUCCAGUUUGAGCUCUGAAGAUGAGCACCAGGAGGAAAGCAGCAGUUUUCAGCACCUAAGUGAAAGUAAUGGUAACAGCAGUAGCUGGAGCAGUCUUGGUUUAGAAGGAGAUUUGUUUGAGGACAAUUUAUCCUUUCCAACAUCAGACAGUGAUGGACCAGAUGAUAAAGAUGAAGAGCAUGAGGAUGAUGUAGAAGGUUUGGAGCAAGAUGGAAAGACUCUGCUAAUUACAAAUAUUGACAUGGAGCCAUGCACAGUAGACCCCCAACUAAGGAUUAUUCUUCAGUGGCUCGUUGCCUCUGAGGCUGAAGUUGCAGAACUUUAUUUUCAUGACUCUGCAAAGAAGGAGUUUAUACGACUUUCAAAACGGUUACAAGAAAAAGGAUGGAAGGUGGGCGACCUCCUGCAGGCUGUGCUUAAAUACUACGAGGAGAUGGAAAAGGCUUCCCCUGAGGAGAGAUGCAAGUCACUGUUUGAUUGGCUCCUGGAAAAUGCAUAGAACAAACUCCAAACCAGUAUAUUUUAUUAUUUGUUUUGGGAGAGGAAGAAACAGAUAAAGAUGCAUAGGGUAAAAUUUGAAUAGUGAAUAUUUACAUUUUAAGUGAAUUGGGAGGAAAGUAAAUAUAGCUUUUUAAGCGCAUGGUGUCAUCACAUGGUGUAUAUAGUUCAUACUUUUGUAAUCUGUGUCAAAUAUUAUCUUCAUUUAUUCUUCUGUACACGUGUGAGUGUGUUAAGACCCUAAGAACAUGUAUUUGAAGGAAGGUCUAACCAUAAGGUUUUCAGGGACAUUGACUGACGACGUUGUUUUUGCAUCCAAAUUGUGCUGCUAGAAACUGCACUGAGAUGGCUGAGGAUAGGUUCCAGGGAUGAAGAGUUGUAAUUUUGUCCUUUGCAAACAACUAGUAUCCUAUUAGUAACUAAUCUGACAUCAAAAAAUAGUAUUGAGGCUAAUUUUUUUUUUCUGAUAGAAUUUUUUGUCCUCUUUCUUAAAGUCAAUUUUAUUUGCAUAGCUCAGCUGUUGGUAGCUUUUUGAAUCCCCUCAAGCUAUUUAAUUUCUUAGAAACAUUAGUAUUUUAGGUUUCUGUAAAUACCAAAAUGAUAGUUUCCUCAGCCUUUCAUCAAAUGACAUUAUUUGCUAAUGUUGCCAAUCGUUCUGGCAUGAAAGUGAAUGUAUGUGUGUGCAUGCACGCAUGCGUGCAUGUGUGUGUAUGUAAAGGAGAACUUUAACCUUGCUAGUGGUUUGUGCCCUCUUUUAUUUUACUGUUUUCUUGGUUAGAAACCCACUGUUAACAUUAAAAAGGUGCUUUAAAAUAAAAUGUCUAUAA